GUCAGCGCAACCUAGGAUACGGUGUACCAUCCAAUUUCAAUUAUCACUACAGAAAAACAUACAACUGUGCUGUGUGUGGAAAACAUUAUCAGAAACCCAUGGUGUCAAUUUUUCCUGAUAACAAAACCACCCAAUUGCGAUACCUCAUCCCAAAUCGUGAGUCAUAUAUUAAAUUAAUGUUAGCCCAACAGCAGCACGAGAUGGCUAAGAGGAGGGCUUAUGAGGAGCAAAGGCAGGGUGUGAUAUUAGACCAGGGAGGGUAUCUGUUGCAUACUAACACACCCAAGUACAAGUUGGCACCAUCCACUCCAGAGAGUUCUGCUGAAAUGCUCAGUAGUCCACUUCAGGAAGGACAUAAGCCAGCACAGAUACAAUAUAGUCCAAGGGAUACCACAUCAAGGCAUGCUCCUAAUGCAAACCAGGUGAAGAGAAGUAGGGACGUGACUCUGUACAAAAGAAACACACAACCAAGAGCACAUAUCUUUGGAACCAAUAAACCAAUGAGCAAAAAGUUGACCAUGAAUAUCCCAGGAGGCAAGGAGGACUUUGAGGACAGUGAGGAGGAGGAAGAGGAACAGGGAGAUUGGGAACUUGUUGAGGAGGAGGGGGAGGAAGAACAUGAGUUUGAUGAAGAUCAGUAUGGAUAUGAUGAACUUGCUGACAAACUUGGCAGUCUGCCCCCACCCUCUAUGUUCUCCACCAAUAGGAAGAAAAAGGGAAAGUCAUCCAGAGUCCAUAUACGUCUCUUUGAAAAGGCGGGGCAAAGCAAUAUUGAGCUUGUAUCUGCCAAUGAUGGACAAACUGUUGCCAAAGUUACCAGAGAAAAUCUAAUCAACAGCCCUACCAAACAGAUGGGAGAUUAUGACUACAAGGUAAUAUACACAGAUGAUGGAAAAGCUGUUCGCCUCAGACGAAAAAGGGACAGCGUACUCUCUGAUGUAUCUGAUGAUUCUGCUUUUUCUGAUGCAAGCAGUCUGUCUAAAGCUAAAAAGAAGAGGACACAUUAUGAGAAGAGCAAAAGGACAUUCAGGGGCCAAGAUCUGAAUUUCAGGCUGCCAGAAGGAAGUUUCCAGGAUGAUGAACAAGAUGUGGAUGAUGGGGUACAAGAAAGGAGGGUAAUCAGGAAAGGGCCUUUGAGGAAGGGUCAGUUAGAGGGUGACAGUAAUGAGUCAAAAGAAAAAGAAAUGAUCCGUAGAAUGUCUCUAAGCAAAAAGAAACUUGAAGCUUCAUUGGGUGAUAUCAGAGGAGCACUAAGCAGCCUACAAUCCUCCUUUGGAAAUUUAGAAGUAAAAGGUAAAGAUAACGAAGGGAAGAGUACAAAUACCCUCAUGGAUGCAGAACCAAAGAAAAAGGGUAAAUCAAAAGUUCCCAAGAAGACUAAACCAGUUCCCCCCAAAGCUACCUCUGUGGCAGAGCUCUUGAAGAAACUUGGUGGAAUAGUGCUGCCAGAUGAUGUAAAGAACAAGCAGCUGAUGUUUAAUCCUAUGGAAGGACUGAAGAAAGAGCUGAAGACAAAGCUCCCAACUGUCAUGAUGACCAAGGACGAAAUACUUGACCUCAUGAAGAGAUACGGCAUGACUGUAAAUGAAGCUGCUCUUAUGAAGCUUCUCUUUGGUGACACAGUUGAAGAAGACAAAAAAGAAACACAGGAUGCUUCAAAGUCACAAAGUAGUCUGAUUAAAUUCAUCAUUCCACAGUUUGAGAGAGCUGAGGACACGCAUCCAGAUUUGGUGUCUUGGAAAGCAAUGCUGGAGACUGUAGAAAGGUUGGUGAAUGAGACGGAGGUUGAUUUGGUCCGCGUGACCAGUAUUCAUCAGAAGAUGAAAGCCCUGAUUAAGACCAAGCAGAACAUUUCUGAAAUUGAGCUGACUGCCAUACAGAAAAUCAUUGACAUGCUGGAAGAUGUCAUAAAGCAUCAUGAGUUAGAGGAGAAAGAAAGGAAGAGGAUUGAGGAAGAGGAAAGACAGAGGAGAGAAGAAGAAGAGAGGAAGAAAAGGGAAGAAGAAGAGAGAGAACGAGCCGAGUUGGACGCUCAGCGUUGGAACCAACCCAGAAUGCAACAGCAGGAUAUGCAUCGGCUGCGCCUGCAAAAUCAACAGUACGGGAUGUCUUUUAGGCCAGGUCUACCCACCAACAUAGGUUACGCCAACGAGUUUAUGCAGCGCUAUAUGAAUCAUGUGCAGGCUCAUAAAGAAGAGAAACACGAAGACAAGGAAAUGGGAUCAACACUUACCUUACCCGGUAGCGAUAGUGUAGAUAAACUAGGCACAGGAUCUAAUGCAGAUACUAACUCUCUCCUUGGUGGUUCAAGUGGAUAUUUUAGCUCAAAUGAAGUUUUGGAUUCCUUGAAUUUGGAGCAGCCUCAGAAACCACAGUUAGCUCUGGGAGAUUUUAGGACAGGGCAACGUAUGUCUGGGUUCAGCUCUGGGAGUUUCUUCCCAGGAGCUGAUAUUGGUUCCAGCGAUGAAGAAGAAGAAGCAAAACAGGAGGAAGAAAAUAAAGAUCAAGCUCAUGAUACUGAAGGUCACAAAGAUGUGCAGCCUAAGCAUUCUCUCCCAUUUUUGGACUCUGAAGAUACGUUACUAUUCAGAUGUGUAUCGGACACAGCACUUUUCAUUCUGCCUGGCCUUGACCUUGGGAUAAAUUCAACCAAUCUGCAGAGGUCAAACUCACUUCCUGCUAUCCCACUGACCUUUGAAGAGGCAGAUGACCUUGAGGCCUUAUCCAAGCAAAGGAAAAUUAUCAAGAAAGAGAAAGUUGCAAAUCCAAAGAGGGUACCCAGCAGAUCUGUUCAACAUGUCCUGGUAGAGCCUGUAGAGACUCCAGAAGAACCACCAAAGGAGCCCACUCCUCCCCCACCCAAAGAACCUACGCCAGAACCCCCCAAGGAGCCCACACCCCCACCCCCUCCACCGCCGGUCCAGAAGAAGGUCAUUAAGGGGCUGACCAAGGUGGCCAAGCCAGAGCCACCAAAGAAAGAGGUCAAGGUGUACAAGGCACCACCUCCACCAUUGCCACCACCCAAGAAGAAGCCACCAACCCCGCCGCCCAAAGAGCCAACACCUCCACCCCCUAAAGAACCAACUCCUGUGCCAACCCCCACCCCCACCCCACCACCAAAAGAACCCACCCCUCUUCCCACACCCUCUCCAUCUCCCUCACCAGAGAUUGUGUUUGAGAAAGAUUCUGAUGACGAGGACUAUGUGAGGGUAGAGGAGGAAGAGGUAGAAAUAGAAGGACCCACUCCACCACCUAAAUCUCCAACUCCAACACCGCCACCUCCCAAACCAAAGAGGAAGAUGCUUCCAAAACGCAAGCCAAGAGUGACUCUAAGGGCUAUUGCCAAGGCAACGGCUCCCAUGCCGAAGAGUGACCUUCAGGAGAUGACAGACCCUCUUGACCUUCUGGCUAAAUACUGUAUUAUACAUCCCGACAGAAUGCCUUUUUACGAACGCAUUUUUGCUGAGACAAUUGAAGAGCAGUCUGAACGCUAUAAAAACAUCCCACCUUCAAAAUACUCAAUGAAAUUCAAAGAAAAAUAUAAGAACCCAUUUGACCUUGACCUUGAAGAGGAAGAAGAGCAAGGAAAGCCCAAAUCACUACCAAAAGGAACAGGUGGAAUUGUCACUCAGAUGUCAGCCACUUUAGGAGGCGGGGCUACUGCUGGUGAUGAUAAUAAUGCAGCUCUGCCCCCUGUGGCUGAGGGAGUGGCACCCAAGGAUAUGGAUGAUGAUAAAGACAGUGGGAUUUCUCUCCCAAGUGUGGACAAGGUCAAGUUCAGGGACAUGGGGUUGUUAAACAGAGCCGGGCAGUACGAGUUCCUCGUGGGCCAAAGUGCUGCAGAUGUGUUGUCCAAGAAACUGGACUAUAGCAUGGACAGGAUGACACAGAAAUACAGGAAGCUGAUUGUGAAGAAGCUUACUUUGCAGAGUCAGAAAAAACAGUUCAUUUUCAACACAAUCAAAGAAGAUCUCCCAGACCUCAUGAGACCAGAUUAUGAUACCUUUGCCAAGGGAAAAGGGAAAGGAAAGAAGAAGAAUCAAGUGCUGGUCACUGAGAUGCCCUCCACUCAGGAUGAACAGCAGCCCAAGAAGAAACUGACCGCUGAUGAAAUUAUUGGCAGGCUGGACAGUAAGAUGUGGUCAAUGAUCUCCAAUAUGCCAGAGGUAACCAGAACAGAUGCUCAAUUGUCUAUCAUAGAGAAGAAGAUGGCAGAGCUGGAGGCCAGAAUGAACAUCACAGAUGAGGAAAAACGAGAAAUGGAAAUUUACACUAGGGAUCUAUUUCUGAAGGAGCAAAUUGAAAAUGAGAGAACGAGAGAAUUCAGAAGGAAACAAAGUCCUCUUUACCAACAGAUCAAUCCAGUGCCUGAUGUUGAAAUCAAUGUUGAAGAAGUUGAGGCAGCACUGCAGAGAAUUAACAACAAUCUAUUAACGGACAGAGAGUUCCAGUUUGUCUACCAUGUUCUGGAUCUUCCAGGCAGACACAGGCUAAAUCUGAAACUGUUCAGUGCAGUGGCAGCUUUGUCUGAGAAAGUGAAACAACUGGAUCCAAUAACAAGAAAGUUGAUAAACAAGUUUGACUUUGAGGCUCUUGAUAUAAAGAUGGGCAAGUGCAAGGAGCUGUUCUUCCUCCUAGAUAACCAAACAGCUGGCAUGCCAGAUGGAAGAAUAGAUGCUGAUACCUUGGCAAUAGAGCUGGCAGCAGGCGGGAUCACCCCAGAACACACUCAAUGGGUCGUCAAUAAAUUUAAUCGAUACAAAAAUGGAAUGGUGGAAUUUUUGGACUUUUUAAUAUACUGCCCUCUGUUUAUUGAAGUCCACGAGAGGAUCAUUAAGGAUCCACUUAAUGUGGCUGUCUGGAGAUUAGAUGAUGACAGGAAAGAGAUGGAAGUGAAGAGUUAGCAGUGGAUUAGGUCAUAGAUAAACUGGAUUUAAUGCAGAGGUGGAAGUGCAAGA
Lingula anatina is the source of this 4958-nucleotide messenger RNA. RefSeq lists its product as uncharacterized. Lineage: Eukaryota; Metazoa; Brachiopoda; Lingulata; Lingulida; Lingulidae. The record is from RefSeq and is a predicted model, not a curated record.